CAGAGUUGCUUCACACUUUCCAUUUCCAUGGCGUUCAAUCCAAUAGGCUUUCCUCCGGCGAUACGGUAUUCAUUAUCAUUUUUCCGGAAUUUCGUUUGGCAUUGGAUCAAUUGAAUCGGUAUCCGUUCUAAUUUGGGGAAGAGGUAGUAUUUCUCAUAGUAUACCGUUGUCGAGAUAUUUGAGUUUUGUUUUAGGAUUAAAUUAUAAGAUGAUGCAAACCCCCUAUUUGAAUGGGAGAUGGAAUACGUAUGAUUUACUGCAAUUGCAAAUAGCUUUCAGUCGCCUAUUUGAGAUGAUUGAUGGUGCAAUUUCAUACUCCUAUAUUGCGAAAUAAGAGGAUCACGUUUGCCUCUGAAACCUCUCUGUCAUGAUUAAACCAUCACCGUGAAAGAACUUUCUAAGUUUUAUAGGCAAAUUUGUAAGUUGAAGAUACAUUAGUUACUUUUCUACUCUUGUAGUGAUUGUUAUGUCCUGUCUUUACAUCAAAUUACGUGAAGCACUCACAGAUCUUUCACUUUGACCACCUGAACUUAUGUAUAGGUCAUAUCUGAUAUCUGGUAUUGAAUCAGCUGUGUGAUCAAUGAAAAAAAGUAGGUGGCAUUCGUCGAGUCAUUUUCCCCCAUCACCACGUCUCAUGAACCCGAACCCUUCCCACCUAAAUGUAACUAAGGUGUUGAGCUUUCAACGUCGGAAAGGUAGAACUACAUGACUUGCUGGUAAAGAUGAGGAUACUGAUGUUUGAACAAACAUUCAUGAUAUCACCAUCAAUGGACAUAACCGGGAGAAGAACCGAAGUUUCCUUUCUUCUCCGUAACUCUACUCUCCAUAUAUAGAAGAAAACAAGGGUGCAACGGAGCUCCUCUUCUGAUUGCGUUCAGAAAUGGGGCACAACAACCGUGCAACACUGAUCUACGCGAUGGUGGCUCAUGGAACGCCGCCAGUAGUACUGGCGGAGUACACUGCGUUCAGUGGGAACUUCAACUCCAUUGCGUUCCAGUGCCUCCAAAAGCUUCCUUCAUCCAACAAUAAGUUUACAUACAACUGCGAUAAUCACACCUUCAAUUACCUCAUUCACAAUGGCUUUAUAUAUUGUGUGGUUGCAGAAGAAACAGCAGGCAGACAGAUCCCUAUGGCUUUUCUAGAGCAUAUCAAGGAUGAUUUUUCGAAAACAUAUGGUGGAGAAAAUGCUGCAACAGUUCCUGCAAAUAGCCUUGAUAAAGAAUAUGGACGAAAGUUGAUGGAACAUAUGCAGGACUGCAUUGAGCACCCAGAGGAAAUAAGCAACCUAGCCAAGGUUAAGGCUCAGGUUUCUGAAGUGAAAGGUGUCAUGCUGGAAAACAUAGAGAAGGUUCUUGAUCGUGGAGAAAAGAUAGAACUAUUGGUGGAAAAGACUGAGAUAAUGCAUCAGCAGGCCAAGGAUUUCCAUUCUGCAGGAACAAGAUUACACAGGAGAAUGUGGCUACAGAAGUCGAAGAUGAAGCUAGUUGUUUUAGCUAUUGUGAUCGCGUUGAUCCUCAUCAUCGUGCUCUCUGUCUGUGAGGGGUUCGACUGUGGAGAUUGAAUCAUCUUUUCGUGGAAAUGGUAAAAUGCGAGUGUUUUAAGUUAGGAGGUAUUUACGCUUUUCUUUGAUGAAACUAGGACAAAGCCAACAAUAAUGUAUGUGACUUGAGUUUUGUACAUAAAGCUAUUUUGAGUUGGAAUAUAUUGAGUCGAAGGUUAUGUUGAGUGCAUUGUAUUUCGUCUUCGCAUAUAUAUUGUCAUAUUUGUUAAAUGGAAUAAAUUUUUUUGCUCA
This is a messenger RNA of Salvia splendens (bonfire salvia), 1792 nucleotides long. Its product is annotated as vesicle-associated membrane protein 721. Gene Ontology annotation, cellular component: membrane. The transcript has 7 exons. NCBI's taxonomy places the organism in Eukaryota, Viridiplantae, Streptophyta, Magnoliopsida, Lamiales, Lamiaceae. The record is from RefSeq and is a predicted model, not a curated record. The coding region runs from base 881 to 1561 and encodes 226 amino acids. Gene Ontology annotation, biological process: vesicle-mediated transport.